GUACUGCUCCGGCGGGAAGGUAACGCCGCUCCAUGCAGUCAUCCCACAUGACCUUGGAGGAGUCUACAGACAACGCCGGCUCUUCGGCUUAGAAAUGGAGAUGAGCACCAACCCCCAGAGUCAGACAUGACUGGACUUAACGUCAGGGGAAAACCUUUACCCUUUACCUUAACUACCACCAAUUCCUCAAUACUUUAUUUCCCAUACCACCAUUCUUCGCCACAGCAACGCGUGGCCGGGCACAGCUAGUUCUACUAUAAUUCUUUGAUGCCAAAUUUUUGAAUAUUUCUUUUCACCCCAAUUUGUAAAAUAUCUUUUCAAAACUGUGCUGAAUGUCAUUUGCAAAUACUACUGUCUUCUUCUAUCUAUAAUCAUUUCAUGUUCCUCUUGUUGCUGUUGUUGUUGUUUGCAUGUUAGAAAAGAAGACUUUAUGCCAAAUAUGCACAGAAGCCUUCGGCAGACAAAAAAGUAUAAUAAUUGUAUACUUUGCUAGAGAAUGAAAGAACUGCUCUUGAACUUGACAAUAUUCUCCUGCAACAUUUUUCCAUGCCCGUACAUUAUUCUUAGAUUGUUCCCUUUUAUUUGUGAGGCAAAUUGCAAGUUAUUUAAGCCUCUAUAUGCCCCAAUGGGACAUUAGUUGGGAAUUAGGUCAUUAGUAACAGAAUCCUACUACUAUUUGCAUUUCUUUCUGUUGCAUGAUAUAACCAUUCUAGAAGUCCCCAUAGAGCCGUUUUCUCCAGCAGACCUAAAACAGAAACAAUCAGAAUCAGGUACUUCUUCUCAGAUAUUUUCCUCAGAAAGUGGCAGUAAUGGAUAAUAACUUAAUUUCUCCAUUGGGCAUCUUUAGAUGGACCAUGGUAGGAAGUAUAUCCAUGGUUUCCAUUUUAGGAAAUGGAUUUAUCAUAGUUGUGAGUGGGAACCGAUGGCUCCAAAACAGGAAGAUGGCCGCUUCUGAUUUACUCUUGACUAGUUUGAGUAUCUCCAGAGUUUGUUUGCAUGUAACCUUUGGACUUUUCUAUGUUUUAAAAGUCAGCAUUGGUGAUGCCUAUAUGGGUACUUCUGCCUAUGAUGCUAUCAUCUUUGCCUGUAUGUUUUCUACCUUGGCCAGCCUCUGGUGUGCUUCAUGGCUUAGUGUUUUCUAUUGUGUGAAGGUCACCAACUUUGCCAACCGCUUUUUACUCUGGUUGAAGCCAAGGAUCAAUGUGCUCUCAAUUAGACUGCUUGGAAUGUCAGUGAUUAGUCUUGUGGUCAUCUCUGUUCCCUUCUUCUGGAGUUACGCUGAAGAAAAAAAGCGGUGCAAUCUGAUAGGGAGCCUGCCAGUGAACAUCAGCAAAAGAUGCCAAGCCUCACUUUUUAUUUUUCAUCCUCUUCAUUUAAGUGUUGCUUCCAUGAAUUUCAUCAUCACCAUAACUGCAAAUGUUCUUUUGAUCACCUCUUUGUGGAAACACACGCAGAAUCUGAAAAAGAGUGGUAUUCUUGCAAAAGACCUAAGUACUCAAAUCCAUAUUACUAUCAUGAAGCCUUUGGUGUGUUAUAUUUUGCUCUGCCUUUUAUUUUUCACAGGUAUGCUGUUUUUAUCAGGUAGUUUUGUGUACACUUUUGAUGCUAAGAAUUUUUUAUCUGACAUCAUUUUUACCACAUUUCCUUCAGCACACACCAUAAUAUUAAUCUUGACUAAUCCAAAACUGAAAGCACUGUUAAUUCGUACUUUAAAUAUAAGAUGA
Anolis carolinensis (green anole) is the source of this 1724-nucleotide messenger RNA. RefSeq names its product taste receptor type 2 member 7-like. The record is from RefSeq and is a predicted model, not a curated record. Gene Ontology annotation, molecular function: bitter taste receptor activity; G protein-coupled receptor activity. Gene Ontology annotation, biological process: sensory perception of taste; detection of chemical stimulus involved in sensory perception of bitter taste; G protein-coupled receptor signaling pathway. The coding region runs from base 810 to 1724 and encodes 304 amino acids. Lineage: Eukaryota; Metazoa; Chordata; Lepidosauria; Squamata; Anolidae. Gene Ontology annotation, cellular component: membrane. The transcript has a single exon.